GUUUUCGUCCUAGUGGUCCAGCGAGUGGACAACGUGACAGAAGAGAUGCAGAACUAUGGUGGGAAGGUCACAGCGGUGGAAACAGACUUGAAGAAGCUUGACGACCAGACAGGGGAGAAGGCCGACAACGCCAGCAGUGAUAUCUCAACCUUUAAGUCAGACAUCCAAAUGCUUCAGAGCCAGCUAGACAACGUGUCCCAGAGGGCCUCUACUAACCGUGCUGUGCUGAAUCAGCUACAGGUCACAGGAGAGGACAUGCAGAGUAGCCAGGCGUCCCUACAGAGUUUACUGGACAGCAGCACUGCCUCACUACACAGUGUCAACACUACCCUGGCCUCAUAUGGAGGGAUAAGAGGAGGGCUGCAGACAGAUUCCACCAGGCUGCAGGACAGACUACAGGGACAAGUCCGGGAGCAGGGGCAGACACAGGUGGAUAUCAGUAAUCUGAACAGGACACAGGCUCAGCAGGGUCGUCUGCUCAGUGCCCUGCAGCGCAGUGUGGAGGAUGCAGGACAGGCCGUGCAGAGACUGAAGAACAACUUUCAUGGCCUGCAGCAGACAGCCAGACAGACCCAGGCGGACACUGAUUGGUUGAGAGAGAAGGUCCAGAACCUGCAGGUGUUGACAGCCAAUAACUCGGCCCUGGCUCAGUCCAAUGGGGAGGUGCUGGAGGACAUGGGUCUGCAGCUGAACACACUGAUCAAUCAGACCAAGAACACCUCCUUCCUGACGGAGGGACACAACCAGAGCCUGCGCCUCCUCAAGGACCAGCAAAAAGACCACAAAAACACCACCUCCUCACGCUUCGACGAGAUGGAGGCACGCCUCAACAGCCACAAGGGGGACAUCAACCGCGUAACGGGGAACUUCAGCUUUGCCAAUCAGCUCCUGGGAAUAAUCAGCUCUGAACUGAACAGCCUGCGGACCUGUGCUGAGACAGUGACUCACCACUCUGACCUGCUGUUGGGGCUGAAUGGUAGUGUAGCGGAGGUCCGAGGGGACGGGCUGGAGCUCCAAGCCCAGCAGGAUGAGCUGACGGACAGGCUGGACAGGGAGGUCAACAGCCUGUCGCUCUUUAUGGAGGAGAUGAAGAUGGUGGACAGAAAACAAUCCCAACUCAUCAGCAACUUCACCAUCCUACAGGCCUGCUGGACCAGGAUACCAAACGUGUCCAUUUCCUGUGUUCACGGGGACACAAAGCAGUAUCCAACCGUAUGGGACAACAUCGUGACGCCACAAGGGAACUGCCAGAUGAUGGUGGGUGCAGUACCAGAGUUGCCGGUACCUCUCCUAGUGGGACGGGAUUGUCCGCUGUUCGCAGCCCUGUGGAGGCAUGAGCUGAGGAAGAAGGUACGAGCUGGCCAAAGACGGGAGCGAGGACAACCCAUCGCCUGUGCGGCCCGGAUGCAAACGGUUGAUCAACCUGUAUCUAUGGGUCCGGAGUUGGAGUCGGAGGGGGUGCCGGAACCUGACCCCCUUGGGGAAUCACGGGAGGAAGAGCCCAGCCUCCUCGAUUUCGAGGGGCCAGUCGAGACACCCCCUGGGGGCCAACUGAGGGGACAAUUCGGGACUGCCCAGUGGGAGGAUCCUAACUUGAAAGCCACAUGGCCAGUCGUGAGGGAACAUAUGGAGAAGGCCCAACGCGCCCAAGCCCAGGUCUAA
Salvelinus namaycush (lake trout) is the source of this 1662-nucleotide messenger RNA. Its product is annotated as collectin-12-like. The record is from RefSeq and is a predicted model, not a curated record. The transcript is spliced from 5 exons. Lineage: Eukaryota; Metazoa; Chordata; Actinopteri; Salmoniformes; Salmonidae. The annotation marks the transcript as partial.